CGACAGGACUGCUCAGGGGGAAAGUGAAGAGCGGGAAUAGAACACCGGCGUGUCCGAAAAUAGAUAGUUCGAAGCGCGUGGCGGGGACGCGACCUAGCUUGAUCAAGUCAAACAUGCGCGUGAACGGCAGCCUCACACUUUUGGUGAGGCCCACGCAGUUCGACUUUCUCUUUCUUUCCCACUCAUUUUCUCUCCCCGUGGCUUUGUAUAUCUCCAUCUAUAUCUCUCCUGAUUGUUGGCUGAUUGUCCUUUUAAAUAUCGCCAGACGCCUGUACACUGCGGCUGAGGGUGGAGCUCCCACUCGAGGCUGACACUGGUUUCCCAUAGAAUGCCCUCUCGCUCUCAACGUACCACCAUGUCGAAUCCUCCACGAAGAGUGCCUCCGCCGAACCAGCAAUACUAUGCGGUUCCCCAAAGUCCAAGAUCGGCUGGUCCAAGUCGACAACCAUCACAAACACACUCGUACACCGCUCAAGCGACCGCAUACCAGCCGUCACAAAAUAGCUAUACCCAAAACUCGUACCGUCAGGAAACGGCGCACGGUGUCGCAACAGGAGUGAUUGGUGGAGGCUACGGUCCUUACUCGUCGAUGCGAGCAGCCUUUUGCUCUGCAUAUUCCCCUGCGGCAGGCUAUGAGCCCAUAGCUUCAGAGUGCUUGAUCUGACUCUUUUUGAGCUGUUGGUUCUCAUGAUGUGCUUGCUUCGCUUGCUAACGAAAUUUGCCUCCAGUACAAUCCGAACCCUCAAGCCACCGGCUAUUCAUCCUCCAGGUUCAGUAAUGCGCCAUCGGAGGCAUCUGUGGGGACGACUGGGGAGAAGACAACAGCGUCUGCAGCUCCAAUAGCGGGCAACACCAACACCGUCCCACCAUACAUGUGGGACACGAAAGACCCCGAUCUAGACGAUGCACUACACAACCCAGAUCCUGUGCGCGACGCAGCACUCGAUCGGUCGUUUACGCUCUUCUCAGGGAGAGGUUGGGCGAAUGCAUCUGCCCUCAUUAUUCUCGUCGUCGGGCUGCUGGUAUUGUUUGUCGGAUACCCCAUCAUUGUCUGGGCACGAGGGCGAGAUCGUGCAAUAACUGGUUUCAACCUUGGUGGCAUAAAUGGCACUGGCCAGGUCCCAAAUCUGCCGAAUAUGCCCUCGCUGAUAGACAAGGAUACGGACAAGCAAUUUCAUACCCACGUCGGAACGGACGGACACACGUACAACCUGAUUUUUAGCGACGAGUUCGAGACGGACGGGCGGACAUUCUGGCCUGGCGAUGAUCCGUUCUGGGAAGCGGUAAACUUGAACUACUGGCCGACGGGUGACUUGGAGUGGUAUGACCCUCAGGCGCUCACCACGCAGGAUGGCAAGCUUGUGAUCACGAUGGAUGAAAUAGAGAACCACGAUCUCAACUUCCGCAGCGGCAUGCUGUCGUCAUGGAACAAGUUCUGCUUCACCACAGGCUACAUCGAGGUUUCGAUAAGUAUGCCUGGGGCGCCGACGGCACCCGGUCUGUGGCCAGGUGCAUGGACGAUGGGCAAUUUGGGACGGGCUGGCUACGGUGCCACGACAGAGGGAAUGUGGCCGUAUAGCUAUGAUACGUGCGACCUUGGGACAUUCCCAAACCAGACUGAUCACGACGGCAAUCCGAGUGUAGCAGCUACAGGCUCGGACUCCGGUGGACCACUGAGUUUCCUACCUGGGCAGCGACUCUCUGCCUGCACAUGCCCAGGGUCGGAUCACCCUGGUCCUUCCGUGAGUGACGGUCGCGGUGUGCCUGAAAUCGAUAUCCUGGAGAUGCAGAUUGACGUGAGCCGGUUCCAAGGAGAGGUUUCGCAGAGUUUCCAGCUGGCGCCGUAUAACUACCAGUAUUCGUUUGACAACAGUUCGGACGCGUCGACUAUCUAUGAUCCUACGAUCACGAAGUUCAACUCGUACAAGGGUGGCCAAUUCCAGCAGGCGGUGUCUGCUGUUACUGAUAUCAACAAUGCGGACUAUAAUGGUCAGGGGUAUGCGCCGUACGGUUUUGAGUGGUGGUCGGAUAAGAACAACCGUGAUGAUGGUUAUGUUACGUGGUUCAGCCAGGGAAAGCGGACUUGGACUAUGACUGCAGAAACUAUUGGUCCGGACUCAAUAUCGCAAGUCAGUCAGCGAUUGGUCUCUGAAGAACCUAUGUAUGUUAUAUUGAACUUGGGCAUGUCACCAUCGUUCCAGAAGCAAGACUUCAAGCAUAUGACAUUCCCGUCGAAGAUGUAUGUCGACUACGUUCGUGUGUACCAACGAUCGGAUGUAAAGGAAGGCGUCGGUUGCAGUCCUUCACAUCAUCCUACGACUGACUAUAUCAAUGCACAUUUGAAUGCAUACACCAACCCCAAUCUCACGACAUGGGACCAGGCAGGAUAUACUUUCCCCCGAAACUCCAAAUACGACGGAUGCUAAAGACCCUCUCCUCGGCAUACCUUCCGCUUUCCAACGCUUCCGUCACGCACUCGCAUCUCCAUCCUUGCACUGACCUGUUACGACCCCUGCAACGUCUCACCUAUUCUACAUUCACCCAUCUACCCACCAUCAUUAACGACCGUUCGUAAUGACUUUGUGAUGCUUUCUGUCUUUCUGUCCUUCCUCAUGUACCCCUUGUCUUUCUUCUGAAUCCUCAUCCUCCUUUUUUGGACACCCACGGACUAUUCUUAUAAGUAGUUGACUUUUCUCCUUUGUCUCAUAUACCGUGAUCACAGUAACGGUUGUACUCUUGCUUCUGAAGGAUUCUCAGUGUGCUGCUGGGAGUUAUUCCUGUUUGUGUUAUAGAAAAUAGCAAUUGCACUGUCGCUUUCGUCACGAAUCAGACUAGCCAAAUGAAAACCAUGUUAAGUGGACUGUCUGGAGUCAUGAUAAAUUAUGUUAUCUCGACUAGCAAACGUAGAGAAGGUAGAAAAGAUGACUUGUAGU
Molecule: messenger RNA, 2933 nt
Organism: Somion occarium
Lineage: Eukaryota; Fungi; Basidiomycota; Agaricomycetes; Polyporales; Cerrenaceae
Source: the annotation of a GenBank genome assembly